Merops nubicus (carmine bee-eater) is the source of this 1588-nucleotide messenger RNA. It is a transcript of the gene IGF2BP2, whose product is annotated as insulin-like growth factor 2 mRNA binding protein 2. The record is from RefSeq and is a predicted model, not a curated record. The annotation marks the transcript as partial. Gene Ontology annotation, cellular component: nucleus; cytosol; cytoplasm. Gene Ontology annotation, molecular function: mRNA 3'-UTR binding. The transcript is spliced from 15 exons. Lineage: Eukaryota; Metazoa; Chordata; Aves; Coraciiformes; Meropidae. Gene Ontology annotation, biological process: nervous system development; regulation of gene expression.
GAGCAGGAAGAUCCAGAUCCGAAACAUCCCCCCUCACCUGCAGUGGGAGGUGCUGGAUGGCCUGCUAGCUCAGUAUGGCAUGGUGGAGAACGUAGAGCAAGUCAACACAGACACAGAAACAGCCGUCGUCAACGUCACGUACGCAACGAAAGAAGAAGCAAAAGUAGCCGUUGAGAAGCUGAGCGACCAGCAGUUUGAGAACUAUUCCUUCAAGCUUUCCUACCUGCCAGAUGAAGAGGUGAGCUCCCCUGCGCCCCCGCAGCGGUCCCGACGGGGGGGCCGUUCUUCCAGGGAGCUGGGCACCUCCCCGGGGGGCUCCUGGCAGCCCACACAGCUCCAUUUCCCACUGAGGAUGCUGGUGCCCACCCAGUUUGUUGGUGCGAUCAUAGGAAAGGAGGGCUUGACCAUAAAGAACCUUACUAAGCAAACCCAGUCCAAGGUGGACAUCCAUCGGAAGGAGAACGCUGGGACAGCUGAGAAGCCCAUCACCAUCCACGCCUCGCCAGAGGGCUGCUCCGAAGCCUGUCGCAUGAUCCUCCACAUCAUGCAGAAGGAGGCUGAUGAAACCAAGUCAGCAGAAGAGAUUCCUUUGAAGAUCCUAGCCCACAACAGCCUGGUGGGGAGGUUGAUUGGCAAGGAGGGACGCAACCUCAAGAAGAUCGAGCAGGACACGGGCACGAAGAUCACCAUCUCCCCUUUGCAGGAUUUAACCCUUUAUAACCCCGAGCGGACCAUCACGGUGAAGGGCAGCACGGAGGCCUGCUCCAAGGCUGAAGUGGAGAUCAUGAAGAAGCUGCGAGAGGCCUACGAGAACGACGUGGUGGCUGUUCAUCAACAAGCCAACCUGAUCCCAGGACUGAACCUCAAUGCUUUGGGCAUCUUCUCCACGGGGCUGUCCAUGCUGCCAUCCACGCCGGGGGCCCGAGGGGCCGCGGCGGCUGCUCCCUACCACCCCUUUGCACAGCAGAGGGGUCGGAGGAGAACGAGCUCCUCAGCGUACCUCUCGGGUCUGUACGGAGCCCCCCCAGCUGGUGCCUUUGCCCCCCAGCACUCAGUGCCGGAGCAGGAGGUGGUGAACCUGUUCAUCCCAACACAGGCCGUGGGGGCCAUCAUUGGGAAGAAGGGGCAGCACAUCAAGCAGCUGGCCAGGUUUGCUGGAGCCUCCAUCAAGAUUGCCCCAGCAGAAGGUCCCGAUGCCAGCGAGCGGAUGGUCAUCAUCACAGGGCCACCCGAGGCCCAGUUCAAGGCCCAGGGGAGAAUAUUUGGGAAGCUGAAAGAGGAGAACUUCUUUAACCCCAAAGAAGAAGUGAAGCUUGAAGCCCACAUCAAGGUGCCUUCCUUCGCUGCCGGCCGCGUGAUAGGCAAAGGUGGCAAGACGGUGAAUGAACUCCAAAAUUUAACUAGUGCAGAAGUCAUUGUGCCACGAGACCAAACCCCCGACGAGAACGAGGAGGUCGUCGUUAAAAUCAUUGGGCAUUUCUUUGCCAGCCAGACGGCACAACGCAAGAUCAGGGAAAUUGUCCAGCAGGUGAAGCAGCAGGAGCAGAAACACGCUCAGGGAGCCCCUGCCUCGCAGCACAGCAAGUGA